AUGUCCUCCGGGUCACCUCCCCAGACACUUUUGGCAUCCGAAUCCGAAUCUUCACGAGCCACGUCUGGCAAACGCCCCUUGACCAGAACCAGCGAGGAAAUACAUGACGAAAAUCGGCGGAAAGACCCUAAAAUCAGCAGGGCCUGCGACACUUGCAAGCGAAAAAAGAUCAGAUGUGACGGUACACUUCCAUGCAACAACUGUGCCAGGAGGAAGCUCAGUUGCGCGUAUGACGCCAAAUAUGGUCGAGGGCGGCCGCCGACUCCACAGUCUUCAACCGCGACGACCGAUCACCGGCAGGAACAAGCGGACCGACCGGUUGAACUUGACGCCUGGAAUCACCAACAACCCAUUAAUUACAAUGUUUCAACUCCACAGGUUGAGUCUCGCGCUUCGCCCGAACAAGAGGUCGAGGGUCAAUAUUUUGACCCUACCUCGGGUUUGAACUUUCUGCAUCGCGCGUGGAAGAAAUUGUUAGUUCAAAAGGAUGAUUCGACAUCCCAUGACUCUCAUGAGACAGAGCGAACCCAACCACUUACUUCGGCCGGGGAUCGGCCGUUUCGUAUUGAUGAUGACCCGUCAGAAAGCUUCAUGCCGGAUGCUUCAGCGGCGAGAAAGCUACAGGAAUUCUAUUUUGAAACAUGUGUGGUCACCUAUCGAGUACUACAUCAACAGACAGUUGAGAGAUGGAUGGAGGUGUUUCUCAAGGACCAGCAAGAUGGAAGGCCAUUGAACUGGUCACUUGGCAGUUCAAGGACUGCAAUUCUUCUUACCAUAAUGGCCAUCGCAACCCUGCGCCAUGAGAAAGUGAACAAAAGCAACACACAGGGCGAGGUGAAUACCUUGCGACAAAGUGAUCGAUUGUUCUGCGCCGGUACGAAACUUAUCGAUAGCGAGAUGGGAUUUCCGCGCCUCGAGUCAGCACAGGCCCGCUUGAUUCAGGUUCUCUAUCUUCUUCAGACGGCUCGUAUGAAUGAAGGCUGGUACAAAUUUGGAAACCUAUUUCACAUCACACUCUCGAUGGGCAUGCACAGGAGACGCGAUCAGAAACGGGAUUUCCCUUUCAACAGCAAGCGCCAGAACUACAUCUCUUCGGAGUGCUUCAAACGCACAUUUUGGGUUGCCUACAUAUUGGAUAAAUACCUGAGUGUGGUUUUCGGUCGACCUCGACUUUAUCAGGAUGAAGACAUUGAUCAGAACUUUCCAGAUAGCGUGAACGACGAAGAUAUGAUGCCUCAAGGACCUACUGCUUCGGACGAUUCUACCGACUGCUAUAUUGAUGGUCUCAUAUCCCACGCACAGAUUGCGCGUAUAAUAGGAACAGUAUCACGAGAAGUAUACUCGGUCAACGAUCUGUCUCACGAACACCGCCUGGCAGCUGCCCAUCGGCUAGGCCGCGAGCUCCACGAAUGGCGCGCAAGCCUACCACCACAUCUGGGUACUGUGAAGCCAUCUACAUUGAUUCCCAAUUUCCGACGUCAAGCCAUUGCUUUGCAGCUAGCAUAUUUCCAUGCUCUCAUCCACACCAAUCGGCCCUUCCUAUUGAGUGAAGCAGCACCGGAAAGUGUCACCGAGUGUUUGUCUGCCACCAAAGCCAGCCUAGAGCUAGUCAACAAGAUGGCAGGGGACACCACGUUACUGUAUUCAUUUUGGUGGACACAUUAUGUGAUAUUUUGUGCAUUGGCAGUGGUCUAUGUCUGGGAAAUCCAACGUACUACACGGCCAACCUAUGCAAUGGAUGAUGAAAGCCUGGGACCACUCUUUGAUCUUGCAGAGAGAUGCCGCGUUCAUCUCAACGGAGCAUCUGCAGGUGUUUCCCCAAAUCAACGCUACAGCGUAAUACUCGAUGAACUGAGGUCCGAAGCUUUGAGAUGUCGUCUCAUGAGGCACAAUCCACAUCAUACUAUCCUCCAGAAUGGUAAUCAAGACGUUGAGGUCAACACAAACUUAGACUUUGGAUCCUCGUCAGUGCAGAACGCAGACCUGCUCGGGUCUGAUGCACAAGUUUUGCUCCAGGAGGAUGCAAUGACGAACGUACUGGACGGUUUUCUGUUCAGCGAUUGGCAGACUCUUGACUCAUCGGCUUUCUUUCCACUACCAGACCCAGACUCUGUUUCCCCGACUUGUUACCCCGCAAUUACCUAA
Penicillium salamii is the source of this 2145-nucleotide messenger RNA. Lineage: Eukaryota; Fungi; Ascomycota; Eurotiomycetes; Eurotiales; Aspergillaceae. The record is from the annotation of a GenBank genome assembly.